Culex pipiens pallens (northern house mosquito) is the source of this 1777-nucleotide messenger RNA. RefSeq lists its product as uncharacterized. NCBI's taxonomy places the organism in Eukaryota, Metazoa, Arthropoda, Insecta, Diptera, Culicidae. The record is from RefSeq and is a predicted model, not a curated record. The coding region runs from base 1 to 1212 and encodes 403 amino acids. The transcript is spliced from 2 exons.
AUGCCCAACAGCAUGACGCUUGUUAAUCAGAUUGAACAAUUCAUUCCCGGGACCAUUCCGUUUGCACAAUACCUCGAGCAGUUGGAGUGGGUUUUCGCUCACCACCAGGUGGAGCAGGAUGAAGAUAAGAAGAAGGCGUUUCUGGCUGCGAGCAGCAGGGAGGUAUACACCGAGCUGAAAAAGUUGUUCCCCGGAAAAGACCUGAAAAAGGAAACGUUCGUGUCGAUAACCACUGCGUUACAAAAAAGAUAUGACAAGACUGACAGCGACAUGAUUCAGCGUUUUAAAUUUUAUCAGCGCAAGCAGCGGGAAAACGAGAGUGCUGAAGAUUUCAUCCUAAACGUGAAACAACAAGCGGAGCUUUGUGAUUUCGGGCAGUUUAAGGAUCAGGCCAUCCGGGACCGUCUUGUGUGUGGGUUGAACGAUGAAGUGCUUAGGCAGCGGCUCUUUGACGAGGAAGAUCUCACGUUAACAAAAGUAGAAAAAAUGAUCGUAAACAGAGAGCUCGCUACGGUGCGGGCCAAGCUAGUGUCGGACAAUGAUGUUUAUAGGGGAAAUGUGCUUAAUCGUGUUGGUGACCGUGACAGAAACAACAGAGGGCACGGUGCGCCCAGUUUCCGUGGUCGAUCGCGCAGCAGGGGGCGUCCGGGAGGUAGAAGAGAGAGAAGCCGUUCGUUUUCUGCGGGCCGCAGGCACCGUUCUCCGACGGCGAAUAAGCGUAAAUUUUUCUGUACUAAUUGUCGUCGGCCUGGUCACACGCGCAGUUAUUGUUUUGAUUUACCGGAAAAUAAAAAAGCGGUGAAAUUUUUGGAUGAACCUGUUCCUAAAUCUACUGUUAAUCGUCGGUUGGUAAACUAUCGAGAAGACGAGAGUGAUUAUGACGAGGACAUGGACUGUCUAAUGAUCUCGUCUAUCAAGAAGUUGAGCGAGCCUUGCUUGCGUAAUGUUUACGUCGACGGAAAGCAGAUUUCUGUUGAGGUUAUUUUCAACGGCAUCAGGCGAAACGUCAAGCUGAUCGUGCUUCGUUGUAGCAGUGUUUUUGCUCCUCUUCUCGGGCGAGACUGGCUGGACGUGUUCACUCCGAGCUGGAGAGAUGCUUUUGGAAUCAGCGCUGGGAUUAAGCAGCUGGACGAUCAUCAUGAUCGUAUGGUCGAGGAGUUUAAGCGUUUCCGUUGGGGGCCGUGUUUACCUGGCUCACAGGAAUCAGCUUAAGGUGGCGCGUGGCGGCAACACGCGGGGCGGUCUGCUGGUGACGUCGCGGUACGAGAGUAUGCGGAAUCGAAAGAGAAGUCGUGAAGAAGAAGAAGACGACACCGACGAUGAAUUUUACGGUUUCGUCUCCGAUUCAUUCGUUUUCCACGAGCCGAUGGAUGUCGACCAAGAACCAUCUCGCGAGUUUGAUCCCCAAGAGGGUUCAUCAGGAAGUAGAAGAUUCUCUGAGAAUUUGCGUUCAGAAAACGAAGGUCAUUUGGAUCGUUCAGAAUUUAAUCCGCGUAGAUCGAGUAGAUUGAAAAAGGCAAAGAAAGAUAGCCGUUUUGUUUAUUUCUAAUUUGCAAUGUUAGGUUUUUGAAGAUUAAUUAUUUUGCGUCUUUUCGUUUGAAUUCAUUCAUUCAGAAUUAUUGUUAGGAUUGAAAAUAAAAUUAUGAAUUGUAAUAUACUUUAACUCUAAAAGGGAAGAACUGUUAUGGCAACACUGAGUCGACGAAGUCGACAUUAGAAUUGUUGAAAAGUCGAUGAGCUGAGCUCUCCAAUAAAUAUCGUUCUCUUUUGCUGCGAA